CUGAGCUUGUUACCACAGAAACAAACUUGAAGCAUUAAGGCAGCGAUGAGUCAGGGUUGUUUUCGCCUUGUAGUCGGGGCACACCUUAAUCCCCUGCAGACCUGCAUCCUUGUCGAAAUGGCAGCCUGAAGUGUGUGUCUCCGCCGUUCACAUUCACACAUUAACAACCUGAAUGAACUUGUUAUUCGUCGAUCUCCUUUCUGGUUUUUCUCAGGCCGUGCUUUCCAGCCGUCGGACUGCCGCAUCCGCUCCCUGCGCGGCGCUGCAUGGCAACGGGAGGAGGAGGCUGUGCGGGAUAAGGGAGGGUACCGCGGCCCCACGUGUCCUCCUCGCCGCAGACCCUUCGCAGUUCUGCUCGGUUUCCCAUCCCUCGGUUUCCGCAUACCGCACACACACAUAUACAACUCCAGCCAUACACCCAGCGCCUACUACGCAUCCGCGCAGCGCUGCGGAGCGAUGCAUCCGCGAUGCGCGCUCUCUCGUUCCUCGCCGAUCCCAUCGCCGAUCAGUCUGUAGGCCCGGAUCGAUUCAUUUUUCAUCUUUCUGAUAUGCAAAUCCAGACUCUCCGUGGCAGUGCUGACCGGAGCUGAGAGGGCGAGAGGUAGAGAGGGGGGAGAGAUGAGAGGACGCGCAUCAUCAGAUGUUUAGCAGAUUAACUUUGGAUCCUCGCCAUCAUCUCUGCUGUGCGUUUUUUGAUCUUUUUCCUCCUCUCCACCUGCCGGGCUUCCUGACAUUUGGCGGGGGUUCUCCAUGCGGUAAUCGGAGAGAAUAUGUGAAGAUCAUGCUGGCGGUGUGGUGCUUCAUGGUCUUUGGUGCAGUGGGCGAGAGGCUUGCGGUGUCAGGUGCAGAUAGAGGACUGUGGGACUGGUUUGCCCCCUCAGGCCAGCUGGAUAAUGGGGAAACUGAGAUCACCUAUCCAAAGCGACUGGUGCAGCAGAUCAAGUCAGAGGAGGAAAUGGCUCAUGACUUCUUGGAUACCAGGGUGAAGAACAGCAGUGGGGACAGCUCACCUGUCCACCUGGCUCUGAGCUGCUUUCAAGUCGAAGCCUUCGGACACACCUUCACUCUUGACCUGGAACUAAACCAUCACCUGCUGUCUUCAGAUUAUGUGGAGAGGCACUUUAACUACAAUGGCAAGCCACUUCAGUCUGUGGGAGGAGAGCACUGCUACUACCAAGGAAGACUAAGAGGUUUACCAGCGUCCUGGGCAGCUGUCUCCACUUGUCACGGCCUCUGUGGGAUGUUCUCUGAUGGUUUCUACUCUUAUGGAAUUGAGCCUGUUCACAAUACGAGCUGGAAGGAAGAAGGAGCUUACUUAAUUCGCAGGAUGCCCGAUAUCAGACUUUCCCUGCACUGCCCAGAGUGUACAGAGGACAGUGAGCAGGACAGCAGUGAAAGUGUUGAAGAUGACAGUAGACCAGAGCAAGUGGAGGACCAGCAGGUGACUGGGGGGCUGAGAAGAUCCAAGAGGUUUGUCCGCAGGCCUUCUGUCCAGACAGAGACCAAAUACAUUGAGCUCAUGGUGGUAAACGACUAUGAUCUGUUUGUGCAGCUGCGUCGCUCGAGCAGCCAAACCAAAAACUUUGCCAAAGCUGUAGUCAACACAGCAGACACGAUCUUUCAGGAGCAGCUGAACACCAGGAUUGUUUUGGUGGCCAUGGAGACCUGGACCUCGGAGAACCUGAUGCCAGUCGUGGAGGACCCGCUAAUCACGCUGCAGAACUUCAUGAAGUACAGGAAGGACAGCAUCAGGGAGCAGAGCGACGUUGUCCAUCUUUUCUCAGGGCGUACAUUUCACAGUAGCCGCAGUGGGACAGCCUACACAGGAGGGGUGUGUUCUCCAACGAAAGGAGGAGGAAUUAAUGAGUAUGGGAGUGUUGGGGCAAUGGCCAUCACCUUGUGUCAGAGUCUUGGCCAGAACAUCGGGAUGAGAUGGAACAACGCAAGAGCCUCAGCAGGUGACUGCAGAUGCCCAGAUGCCUGGGUGGGCUGCAUAAUGGAAGACACCGGAUUUUAUCUGCCCAGAAAGUUUUCUCGCUGUAGUGUUGACGAGUACAUCCAGUUCUUGCUCCAGGGAGGUGGGAGCUGCCUCUUCAACAAGCCGAAUAAGCUGUUGGACCCUCCAGAGUGUGGAAACGGCUUUGUGGAGCCAGGAGAAGAGUGUGACUGUGGAUCCCAGGUGGAAUGUGCCCGCAGUGGAGGAGCCUGCUGUAAAAAGUGUACUCUUACCCAUGACGCCAUGUGCAGCAAUGGACUCUGCUGCAGUGGCUGUAAAUAUGAGCUGAGAGGUGUUGUAUGUCGAGAGGCCGUGAACGACUGUGAUAUUCCCGAAACCUGCACAGGAGACUCCAGCCAGUGCCCUCAUAAUGUCCACAAGCUGGACGGUUACAUGUGUGACAUCAGCCAGGGACGCUGCUAUGGUGGACGCUGCAGGACUCGCGAUGGACAGUGCAAAGGACUCUGGGGCUAUAAUUCAGCAGACAGGUUCUGUUAUGAGAAGCUGAACGCUGAAGGUACAGAGAAGGGGAACUGUGGUCGGGGGGCUGAAGGGAAAGGCUGGCUGCAGUGCAACAAGCCGGAUGUAUUAUGUGGCUUCCUUUUCUGUGCAAACGUCACAACAAAACCAAAAUUUGGUGAUCUGCAGGGUGAGGUGACCAGCUUUACCCUGUACCAUCAGAACAAGUACCUGGACUGCAGAGGUGGCCACGCUCUGCUAGAGGAUGGCUCCGACAUGGGCUACGUGGAGGACGGCACGCCCUGCGGUCCGAACAUGAUGUGUUUGGAGAGACGCUGCCUCCCUGUCGCAGCAUUUAACCUCAGCACCUGUACAGGAUCUAAACUUGGACACAUUUGCUCUGACCACGGGACCUGCAGCAACGAGGUGAAGUGCAUCUGUGACCGGGACUACACAGGAAAGGACUGCAGCGUUUUCGAUCCGAUCCCUGAGCCCACCGUCUCGACAGGCCCGGAGAAAAAAGGUCCCAGUGGCACCAAUAUCAUAAUAGGGUCCAUCGCAGGUGCUAUUCUCCUGGCAGCUAUAGUCCUAGGGGGAACAGGAUGGGGAUUUAAGAACAUUCGAAGAGGAAGAUCUGGAGGAGGAUAAGAUCACUGUCUGUCUCUCUGUUUGUGUCCUGUCCAUGCUUGUAUUCCUCCUCGCACCGUGUCGUUUCCACGUUAAAGAAGAGGGGAAU
Xiphophorus maculatus (southern platyfish) is the source of this 3191-nucleotide messenger RNA. RefSeq names its product disintegrin and metalloproteinase domain-containing protein 11-like. The coding region runs from base 641 to 3103 and encodes 820 amino acids. NCBI's taxonomy places the organism in Eukaryota, Metazoa, Chordata, Actinopteri, Cyprinodontiformes, Poeciliidae. The record is from RefSeq and is a predicted model, not a curated record. Gene Ontology annotation, molecular function: metalloendopeptidase activity. Gene Ontology annotation, biological process: proteolysis. The transcript is spliced from 26 exons.